AUAAUUUUUAUUUUCUUAUCCUUUCUUUAUGGCAGUGUGAUUUCUACUCUCCCAGAUCAAUUGAAGGAAAAGCUUAUCAGCAAUCUAGAAAAUAAAGAUAAGUUUCAGAAACUAUAUGAAUCAACAAAGGCAAUUUCUUCCAGUAACGCAUUCCAGAUUUUUUACCGUUGCAUGCAACAGAACGGAAGUAUAAAUUCUCAUGAAAUUGGGGGAGAAUCUGAAAAUAGUAGCACAAGGAAUCAGCUGGAUGCUCUAUCUGAAGAUCUUACUGUUCUUCUCCGUGAUUCUGCGGAGCUUAAAGUGGAUGUAGGUCAGAUAAAGGCCUCAGCAUUUAACGGUCGAGGGGUGGUUCAUUCAGACAGUCCCAUUUGGGGAUGCCCCUCCAAGGUAAAGGCCAAAGCGUCGGCAAAAGUGCUGCUAGAGGCAAGCAAGAUUGAGGGGACCAAGCUGUCGGUCCAGCAAGUUGACAUGGUGAUGUGGUCAGAUAUCCUCAGGGCAAUGGCUGAGGUUGAUUGGGAAGCUUCCAACAUCCUUCAGGUUGAGAAGGAGGUGGCACUAGCCGCUCGAACAAUGAAGAAGAAGGCUCGCUUGAUUGCUACCAAAGCAACGAAACAACCAACUCUCAAGGUGGUGGUUCCGUCCAUGGGGCUCGAAGGUUUG
Messenger RNA from Phalaenopsis equestris, 660 nucleotides. RefSeq lists its product as uncharacterized. The annotation marks the transcript as partial. The record is from RefSeq and is a predicted model, not a curated record. The transcript is spliced from 2 exons. NCBI's taxonomy places the organism in Eukaryota, Viridiplantae, Streptophyta, Magnoliopsida, Asparagales, Orchidaceae.